CUUGUUUACUUUUUUAAUAAUAUUUGCUAAUUUUGGUGUUACAAAAUUGGGAAAUGAAAAAUUUUCAUAAAUAUGCUCAUACUUAUUUUUAUCACAUAUUCUCUGCUAUUAUCACUCGGUUGCAUUCUUCUGAGUUAACUUAGCGCCUUAACUUAAUAGUUUUUUGCAAACAUGGUGGUAUACUUUCAACAAUAAUAGUCUCUAGCAUGGUGGCAACACCAUAAACGAAUGUAUUUCGUGCCGCCCAUUUGGUUCGUGCGCCAGUUGGAUAAUUUUGCCGGGUGUGUUCUUCGGUCGGUUUUGAAAUCUCCACAGUGCGAAAAGUGCAGCAAAUUUGUGAAGACUCAUACAGAAAGUUUGUUGGGGAAAAAGUUGAAAAUAUUAAAUCUAAACGGGGAACAUUGAGCAAUUUUUGAACUGUAUGUGUUAAAAGUUCGUGUGACGUUUAAUUAUUUAAAUUCAGACAAAGAUUGUUUUCACAAUUUUGAGUACUCUUGGUAGUCUGAGCUAAGAAGGAAAGAGAAUAAGGUCCAGUAGGCGUGAACAAAGUAAAAGGGAAUAAGAAAUUACGGAUAAAAACGUUACGUUAAAAUGGAGCACGAGGAUAAUGCGCAUUUGGACAAUUUUCUGCAAAAUUCUCAACAUUUAAUGGAGAAUUUACAGAUGGAUAGUGGUGAUGGUGUGUGUGAUAAUGUUGCUGUAGAUGAGAUUGGGGGAAAAUUCGAGGUGCAUGAAGAGCAUGAUGAAGAGGAAUGGAAAUAUAUUAAAGAAGGGCAGCAGAGCGAAAAGCAACAGCAACAACAGCAGUUGAAAGCCAGUGUGGCUUGUAAAGACGUGGAAGACGUAGAGGAAGUUGGCAACGGGCAUGGAUAUGGAUACGAACAUGGUGAUGUCGGUGCCGAUAUACUCUUGCUAGACCAUCACGAAGUUGGUAACGGUGUCGUUGGCAUUUCAGUCGCAGUUGGCGCAGACGCUGACAAUGCCGCAACCGGCAUUGAAGAGAAUGAAGAAGUCGACGUAGAAGUAAUAAAAAAUGAUGGUGAUUUUUCAACAACUUCAAAUACUACCUCUACAACCGGUGAAGACGGCUAUGCAGAAACUGGUGUGUUGCAAGUGCAAAUGCAAAUUGAACAUAUACCACAAAAGCAAUUAAUACCAAAACAAGUUGAAGAUCUGUUGGAAGAAGGUACUAAUAUUGGAAGCAUGACGGAUGAGACCGAAGAGGACGAUCCUAGUUCGUUAGCAACCAAUAAUACUAAUCGAACAAAUAGCCUUAGUGAGAGUGCUCCACCACAAGAAUUACAGCAAAUACCAACAGAAGGCAAUAUUAUAAGAAGCGAUGAGGACAAAGAAAACAAAUUUCCAUCACUUACAAAUGUCCAUGGUAAUAUUCCUUUAGAGGAAAAUAUUGAUUAUGAAUCGGAAAUGCACUCUCAAUUAAAUCCGAAUGCAAUAGAAUUUGUUCCAAGCUUUGGUUCAAGCCCUACUUCUCCAACUAUCGGUAACAACGAUAAUAAAGUAUUUGUUGUUGAAGAAUAUGCUUCAAAUAGUGCUGAGGAAAUAAAACUACGAACACAACCAAACUCACUUGCACGACACCUACUGGGCGAUGAUGAUUUCGUUGCUCAGAGUCCACGCAAGGGAAGUGCAGAAUCCAACUUAGACGCCAUUGCUUUACCAGAAGAAAAUGAUUUUGAGCACGAAGCUGCAAAACGUCCGCAUGAAUUGGAGCAAGAAGACGAUUUGAUUGGUAUGGGUACGGUAGAGCACUCACAGCAAAAGCAAUUAAUUAAUGAACAUUUGGAAAGUCACAAUAAUUGUGGCGUGAAUAUGCUUGAAUUAGAAAGAAAUGCAAAUGAAUAUUGUUCAGAUAGGCUCAGUCAAUCGCCAUUAAACCUGAUCGAUCAUGGUCCCGAGACUUCUGUCGAUUUGGAUACGGACUUACAACCGCUUAAUGUUGAAAAACCCGACGAAAUACAUGAGAACCCUAAAGAAAAUGUUCAAAUUAUCGAAGAUGUAUUUAAUACGGUACAACCAUUACCAAUAGAUUUGAACAAUUCAUUUGUUGAAGAAUUAUCACAUCAAGGAUUUGCGGUUGAGGGGAAAGAGUUGCUUGAUGUAGAAGAAAAAGAAAAUAUAUCACAUUCGCCGUCUACGGAAGAAAUGCAAAUGAAUUUGCAAAAUGAAUUACAUUCCUCAGUGAAGGAUAUUCCACAAAUUCCUAUCGAUAUGGACAACGCUGCAAAUAUGCAAGAAUCGUUUUAUCUAGAAAGUACUUCCUCUGAGGCACGUCAUCAACAUUCGUCGGACAUCGAGUUUACGUCUGUUGAUGAACCGAAUUUGUAUACUGAUGAAAAUGAAAUCACCAGCGUAGAGGAACAGAAAACUGUCAUCGAUGAUCCUUCAUUUGAGAGUGUGCGAAGCUCGGCACCUGACACUUUUGUAUGUGAGCCAAGGACUGGUUUCGAUACUUCGCCUACGUCUUUAAAUAUAUUCGCCCCAGAGUUUACGCCUACACAGAAAUCAAUUGGUGCUGAUAUGAUAUCACCUUCUCCUGUAUCAACUGAAGAGAAACACCUAAUCGAAGAAACCAAAGAACAAGCAACUUUAAGUGAAACAACAGAAGAGCUUGAGCAGAAAAUGGAUGAUUUAAUAAUAUCUUCAAAUGAUGGAAUCCUCUCACAGGUAGAGGAGGUUGCACAGACAGCAGCUAACAUCGUUGAAAGUCUGAAUCCAUUUGCUGCUUCAGAACCCGAACAAGACGCAGCGGUUGUUGAACAAACACCAAUUGAAGCGGAUCAAGCAUUUUCAACAUUUUCAACCGAACUACAGCCAAAAGCUGACUUUUCGCAGCAAAACGAACAAAGCUACCACAACGAACAACAGGAGCAACAACACUCACAGGAGGAAACAGCAGAGUCCACAUUUGAACAUCACGAAAAUACUUUAUUAUUGACAAAGCCAGAAGAUGAACAACCACUAGUAGCGUCCCCUGUGAAAUUGGAGUCCGAAUUAAAUGGAUUUGAGGAGCACAUACCUGCUUCCAUAUUUGUGGAAAACUCAAAUGCUACUCCAGUCAACCCAGAGCCAGUAGAUUUAUCAAUAGAACCAGUACAUGAAGAGGCUCAUGUGGAACUGGUAGAGUCACCCAUUGCUGAGGCAGCACAUAAAGAGACUCAUGUGAAACUGGUAGAGUCAUUCGUUGUUGAGCCAGAGCCAGAACUGAAGGCUGUGCCAGAGCCGGAAGUUCAAUUAUUUUCUGAGCCAGAGCUUAUUACGCAGCCAGAGUCGGAGGUACAAGUGUUCCACUCGGAGCCUGUAAAUGUAUUAGAGGAGAACAGAAAUUUGGAUGCAAAUGUAUCGGCUGUGACUGAACCAAUUUUGGAAACUUCAGAUCAGCACUCUGUGCCUACCACUGUGGAGUUAGCUGCUAACGAAACUACACCGUCAGCUGUUGAAGAAACCGUGAUCGCUGCUGCUGCUGUAGGUGCUCUUGCAGCUACGGCUGCCGCUGUAAAAGUUGCUGCGGAUGCUCACAAAAAAACCGAGGUUAAACAGGCUCGUACUCCAACUUCGACGAAAAUAAAGGGUACCGAUGUUAAAAAGGCUGCAGAACCAAUUAAAAAACCGGUUGGUAAAACAUCUCUUUCAACAGUGUCUGCCGCUAGGCCUCGUACUGCUCCGGUUAAGGCGACUACCAUCGCUGAGAAAAAACCGGCUACAACCACAGCUUCAACUAAAUUGUCAGCUACUUCUUCUGCUCGCAAGCCGUUAACCUCUACCACUGCAACGUCUCGAACAGUUUCUAAGACAACAACUACAACACGCCCAACGACAGCACCGACUGCUGGUAAAUUGACUGCUUCACGUACCACUACCGCGACUACUGCACGUCGAUCUGCACCAACUACUACAGGGACAUUGACGACUGCGUCCAAUGGCACAACCACGGCUAAGCCCAAACCAACCAGCGGUGCACCUACUAAGCCAACAACUUUGGGUCUCUCGGGUACAACCAAACCGAAGUUGUCAUCGCCUCGCACCACUUUAACAUCGCAGCUACGCAAGGUGGCUCCAACUAGCACAAGUACUGGUGUAGCUGCAACUAAAAGUCCUCUUAAGACUACUGCACCAACUGCUAAUGGCGUAACUAAAAGUUUGACCACAACAACUGCUGCAAGUCGUGCUAAGAGUUCGACUUCUACCACUACCACUACAACAACUACAACUACUAAGACUUUUACUGCUCGCCCUGCCCCGAAGACUACGCAUUCAUCCACAUUAUCAUCGACUACGACACGCCGCACUGUAGGUAGUGUAUCGAUUAGUGCAACAUCUGCAAAAACCUCCAGCAGUACGUUGCAGAAAAAGACUCCACCGGGACCUACUAGACCAACAACAGCUGGCAAAUCCUCACUUUCGCCUACGAAAACGACAAGCUCACUUCUAAAAGCGAAAACCAAAGAUGUAACUAAGAAAGCAGUAACUCCAAUUAAAGCAUCAAAUCAAUUAAAAGAUAAGCCUACCGUAGGACAGACGAAAACAAAUGGUACUGCUGCUAUAGGAGCAGAAGAACCUACUGCUAUUCAACCGGAGCAGACAGCCCAUUUGAACGGUAAAGGUGAUGGUGACACUCUUCAACUGAUAGAGAAUGGUAUUCAUAAACUUGAGUUAGAGAAUGGUGGAGAUCCUCUAUUAGAGCAGCAUAUACAGGCAUCUCUGAUUGAUGCUUAAAGGACAGGAACAGAAAGAAGACUUUGUAUUUUUAAAGUGCUGUAAGGAAAAUGAAGAAAUGUUAGAUCAAAGUAAGCGAUCGUCGUCAUUUAAUAAUAUUUAUUUUUGUGAGGGAACUUACCUUUGGACGAAUAGACAUUAUGCACAAGGUAUUAAGAUCGAAUCAGUAAGGAGUGAGGAAUGGUAGGUAAAAGCAGCUGCGCAUAAUUUUUAUAAUUUUAUUGCUAGGCAGAUUGCUAAAUCAAAACAAAUAAAAACAGAAGAGUAUUUUGGCGGAGGGAAAUAUUAUUUUAAACGAACUUUGAUAAGAAAGAUGCGAUUGAAAGAGAGAUAGUAGAAAUUCAAAUAUUAAACGAACAAUUCUCGAUAGUGGAAUACGGAUGUGACUAGAAAGAAAGUGUAAUGAAAAUGACAAUUAGUAUGCAAAACGAACAAAUAAUUGCAUAUUUUCAAUUUAAACUAAAAUACAUACACAGUAGUCAUUGGUGUUCGCUUAAUUGCGAUAGACUCUGUAUAAAUAUAAAAGUGCACACCCAAAUAUGUACGUUUUUGAUACACUCGCUUGCAAAUAAUCUUCGUGAAGUUGCAUGGUUCUGUAAAGUGUUACCUUUUUAAAAAAGGGAACACAAUUUUUUAUAUGUAUUUGUUUUCUUGUUUUGAAAAGUUUAGUGUCUAAUGUUUUCAAAUAAUUUUUUCGCUCUUUUAUAAUCGUACUAGUUUUCUAUAGCGCAUUAUGCUAUUAUAUUUGUCAUUUACGCUGAUUUGUUUACUCCUUUUAUUGCAUACACAUAUUUAAAGACAAAAAUAUUUAUUGUUUCAGUUAUUUUUUUAUACUCAUUAUCAUCCAUGGAUUGAUGUUGGAAUGCUCAUCGUUAAUUAUUAUGUUUUCCUAUUUAUCAUAGUAAUUUUUUACUUUUGUCAUUUAUCGUUUAUUUAAAUAGUUGAUUUUGUGCUGGUGAAUGUAUGGGAAAGACGAAAAACGAAAUAAAAAUCAUAAAAUUUAUAAAAAAAGCUAAAGAAAAAAAUUUCUUAUUACCACUUUGUGAGCCAGUAGUUUUUGGCCUAACAACGACAACUAAUAUUCCCCAAAAAAAAAAAAAACUUAAGAAAUAUUAAAUGCAAAAUAUAAGCAUAACAAAAAAAUAAAUAAAAACAUAAUAUUAAAAAAAAGUAUGCGCGGAAUCCGUCAUAAGUAAAAAUAUAUGAAGUGGAAUUAUCUUUUUAUACACAUACAUACAUAUGUAUAUGAAUAUCUAUUAAAUAUUAGAUGAGAUGCGAAAAGAUCUUUUAAUCUUUAAUCAUUAACGAUCGAAUUGUGCAUUUUUGAUAUAUAUUUUUGUACUUCAUUAUUCUGUUCCUGUUUACAAUAUGUGAGUAAAUGUAUAACACAAGAAAACGAAACAGUAUACUUAAUUAUAAACACAAAGAAAAAACAAGUGAAUAUUAUUUAUGAAACAAAUUGUGGACUUGCUGUGCUCCUACCCAGUGUAUUAUUAAUAUUAUUUUUGUAAUUUUCUUCCGAAAUUCCCAAUUUUGAUUUGUGCUCCUUUGUAUUAUUUCCUUUAAUUUGUUUAAAUUAAAAAAGAAAUUCUCAACUUAUAAGUCUGUCGAAACACACACAUAUAUAUAUAUAUAUAUAUAUUUUAUUAUAUUAUUCUCAAAACUACGAUAAUUUUUACGAUAAACUUGUACGCAAAACAAAAAAAAAACGAUUAAAAAGCUACAAAAAAAGAAUAAAAAUUAAUGUUUGUCUUUUAUUUUAAUUUUAAAUUUCAUUUAUAUUAUUAUUUGUAUAAUUUAGUUAGUAAUUACAUUAUUUUCUGCCACAUCAAAUCUUCCUACUGCACUUAUUUUAUACAUACGCACUAGCUCGUUCAUAAAUCAAACUCCUCACGCCUGCAAUGGCGAGGAUCAAGCCAAAUAUUUGAGUGUUUAUAUACUUACAUUUCGUCUUUUUGAAGUUUUUUAAAUUAAAUAUUGUGUUCCAAUUGUAUUUUAGUAUCUAAGACUUAAACGUAAACCGUUUUUAAUCAACUCACAACUCGAAUUUAUUCACAUUGCCUGCUCUCACAUUUAUUGUAGUACAUGUGCGCGUAUAUAAGCACUUCAAUUUAUUGUAGGUAUGUAUGGUGCCACUUAAAAAAAUAAAACAAGUAGUGCACAAAAUACAAAUAUAUCUAUUAUAUACUAAGCCUUAAUAGCUCUUUGUGAAAUAAAAUAUUUUCCAUAAUUUUGCUUGCUUUAACAGUAGUGCCCUUUACAUCUAAUUUGCCUUAUUGUUAAUUGAAUUGAAUGCAAGUGAUAAUGAUCGAAAAGUUGCUGUUUUGCAAUGCACUUGAGGGGUGGGGAACAAAUAGCUUGAUAUUGCUGUUUUUUUUAGCUUAAAUCCGAAUAUAAUGUGUUGUGUUGUGUGGGUAGAUAUGACGUUUUAAAGAAAUAUUUUAAAUAAGGAGACUGACUACAGUAACAUACGCGCGGUAGCUUCGUUUACACAAAAUUUUUAGGCUCUAACUCCUCGUUUUUUCGAAUUAGUUAGCUUCCAUAUUGCAUUAAAGUGUACUUCCAGUUGGUAAUAUCAAAUUUAGAAAAAAAAGGAUUUUUACAAUUCCAGUGUGUGCAUUUUUGUCUGAUUUUGAUAGAUUAGUGUUGCGUUGUUUUGUUAAAAGCGUGCUUUUAAGUAUUGGAUCCAGUUGUUUUCCAUUUUUGGCAAACGCAAAAACAAAACACGUUCACAUUAAACCAUUUCUUUUAAUCCAAGUUAACAAGUCAAUGGAAUUUUCAAUACUUUUAUUAUAUGCAUAAGUGUAAGAUUUUUUUAAAUUAUGCCAAACGGCUGCCUAUAGUUCAAAUUCCAUUGAAUAUUUCUAUUUAAGCAACUCCAAAUUUGUUUUUUUUUGGCAAAUUGCAAAUAUCAAUCAUAUAGGUCUCAAAUUAAACUACCGAAACUUUUUUAACACGAUAAAGACCUCCAGUAUUAAUUUCCAUUGUAAUUUGCACACAGUGACACCUGGGGUUUAUAUUUAACAUGUGUAUGAAUAUACAUAUCUUAUACAAUUACACAACAUUAGAAAGCUGAUUUGCAGAAUUAUUUGAACUGUUCAUUGGGUACAUUUAAGCGAACAUUGCAAAAGAACUUGACCUUUUUAACAAAUAUUUUUAAUUUACAGUUCUUACAAUAGAAUUUAUUAUGAACUUGAAAAUUUAAAUGUAACUUUUAUAUUUACAUACGUACGUAUAUCUAGAGCAUAUUAUACAAUUAUACACACUUAAAUUAAAAAAAAAAAAUUAUUAUAGAAAGUAAUGCUAUGAAUAUCUUUUAAAACAAAAUAAUUACCCUUAAAAAUGGGACAUUUAUCAAUUAAUACAUAUAAAAUGUGAGUAGAAUUAUUAAUUGCAUAUUGCCAUCUAAAAAUCCCUAUAUCAGACAUAGAAAAUAUUACAACUGAUUUGUUUGAAGAAAAAUCUGCAAAAUCAGAGAGAUCGCCAAAUACCAUAGCAAGGUAAAAAAUACAUGAUUACAUAUUGAACUACAUGUUUACAAGUGCAUGCAAACAUAAAUUUUUACUUACAUACAUACAAACAUACUAGUUGCAUAGUAAAGCAUAGAAAUACGAAUGGACUUAAACAACAUAUGAUGGAUCAUAACAACAGAACUAAGAAUUAAAUGAAACUUAUCGAAGCACGGAACCCAGCGGAAUUAUAUUGGGUAUAUAUUAUAUAUACAUACAUACAUAUGUUUAAUUAAUUACCAGUAAAGAACAACAAAUGCCCGUAGUGGUACAAGAUAGACAUGACAGCAAAUACAUUCUUAUGUGUGCAUGUAACUAACAGUAACCACUAACUUCAGUGGCCGAUAUUAGAAAUACAAUAAAUGUUAAAAAUUCAAAAUUA
Molecule: messenger RNA, 8625 nt
Organism: Bactrocera oleae (olive fruit fly)
Lineage: Eukaryota; Metazoa; Arthropoda; Insecta; Diptera; Tephritidae
Gene: Map205
Product: Microtubule-associated protein 205
Source: RefSeq, a predicted model, not a curated record